GCUGAGCUGGGGGGUGGUUCUUCGGAGCUGGGAGGGAGGAGCCGAGCAGACCCGGGCUUGGGGGGUGACCAUGGGUGGUUGAGGGGUGCCGAGUUCAGAGGCGGCCCAUGCUGGCGGCCAUGGCCGAGGAUUACUGGGACUCGCAAUAGCAGUAACCGCCGCCAAGCAGUGACUCCAGCCCCUUCCCCAUCAUGGAUCGGAUGAAGAAGAUCAAGAGGCAGCUGUCCAUGACGCUGCGGGGGAGCCGAACUGUAGAGAAAAACCUCAAUGAACCCAUUAAUAUAGAGGAAAACAACAGUAGCGAUAAUGGCCCCACAGUGAAGAGUGUGCAUCCCAGCACCUCCCGCAGCGUUCACGCCUUCCUGCACCACUACGCAGGCUCCUUCCGCAGGCCCCGUCUGGCCGUCAGCCGCAGUCUGAGCUCUCACCUCGGCCGUACCACCCGAUUAGAAAUUGUUCACGAGGACCUCAAAAUGGGUUCGGAUGGUGAGAGUGAUCAGGCAUCAGGAACAUCAUCAGAUGAGGUGCAGUCUCCCGUCCGAGUGCGUAUGCGGAACAACCCAGCGCGCAAGAUUUCCACUGAGGAUAUUAACAAGCGCCUGUCACUCCCAGCUGACAUCCGUCUGCCUGAAGGCUACCUGGAGAAACUGACCCUCAACAGUCCUCUCUUUGACAAGCCCUUGAGCAGGCGGUUACGCAGAGUCUCUUUGUCGGAGAUUGGCUUUGGGAAGCUGGAGACAUACGUGAAGUUGGACAAAUUGGGAGAGGGAACCUAUGCCACUGUCUACAAGGGAAAGAGUAAGCUCACGGACAACUUAGUGGCUUUGAAGGAGAUCCGUCUUGAGCAUGAAGAGGGUGCCCCUUGCACAGCUAUUCGGGAAGUUUCACUUCUAAAAGAUUUGAAACAUGCCAAUAUAGUGACCCUGCAUGAUAUCAUCCAUACAGAGAAAUCCCUGACUCUUGUCUUCGAGUAUUUAGAUAAAGACCUCAAACAGUAUCUAGAUGAUUGUGGGAACGUAAUAAAUAUGCACAAUGUGAAGUUGUUUCUGUUCCAGCUGCUACGUGGCCUAGCCUACUGUCACCGUCAGAAGGUGCUGCAUCGAGACUUGAAGCCCCAGAAUUUGCUUAUUAACGAGAGAGGGGAGCUCAAACUAGCAGAUUUUGGAUUAGCCCGGGCAAAAUCUAUCCCCACUAAGACCUACUCCAAUGAGGUGGUAACACUUUGGUACCGACCGCCUGAUAUUCUGCUGGGCUCGACAGAAUAUUCCACCCAGAUUGACAUGUGGGGUGUGGGUUGCAUUUUCUAUGAGAUGUCCACAGGGCGGCCACUCUUCCCAGGCUCCACAGUCGAGGAGCAGCUGCAUUUCAUUUUUCGGAUAUUGGGGACACCCAAUGAAGAGACAUGGCCUGGAAUCCUGUCCAAUGAAGAAUUCCGAGCGUAUAACUACCCCAAAUACCGUUCUGAGGCCCUGAUCAACCAUGCCCCAAGGCUAGACAAUGAUGGGGUUGAUCUUUUAGGAAAGCUGCUACAGUUUGAGGGCAGGAAGCGGAUUUCUGCAGAUGAGGCCAUGCGUCACCUGUUCUUCCACAGUCUGGGAGAAAGAGUCCUCAAACUUCCAGACACAACAUCAAUAUUUGCACUAAAGGAGAUUCAGUUACAGAAAGAGACUGGGCUGAGAUCUGCUUCCCUGCCUGAAUCAGUGAAUGGUCAGAAUGGACGGCCAAGCCUGCUGCUUUGAAGCCUACAGUUCUGGGUUGGCAAGGGUAGAAAGAAGCCAGGUUUCUCCCCACUCCACCCCACAGACUGUCUCCACUGGUGGCUUCUUGGUAUUGAACUGUGGCAUGAGAACCUGUGCUGGGAAUUUGCUGGGGCAAAGGUGGAGGGCCCUGGAACUGAGGAGAAACAUGACCGCUCCUGGCACCAACAAGCCAGCCAUCAAUUCUCUGUGCCGCUGGGACGGACCCUCCCUCCCUCCCUCUCACACACACGGUGUUUCAUUUUAUUUUUUAAGUUUUAUUUUUUCAAUGCAACAUUAUAAAUAUUAUAUUUACAAAUAUCUAUACAGAGAGAGAGAGAGAGACACCACCACCCCACAUCCCCUAGCCUCUCCAGUAAUGGGGAGUGUACAGUAUUAACUGUGAGGGAGCCAAUCCCCUCCCUAUCUCAUCCCAGUAGUGGCCCAGGUGCAGGGACGAGAAGCACUGGGGCCAGAGUAGUUUCAUCCUUUGCACUCCAUAAUCUAGGAAUUGAUGGGAUUGGGGAGGUUGUUAGUAUUUAGGAUGAAUGAGAGCACUCCUCCUUCCCAGCUAUAAUCACUUUCUUUGGACAUGGUGGGGGCUUUGUUUUUCUGCCCUAACUGUGUAUUUUGAAGUCCGGGGAAGACCAGGCAACCAGGUGUCCUCUGAGAAUUCUCCAAAUCUUUGGAAAGAUGGGCCUUCUUUCCUUGUCUUCUUUCUUACUGGGACUUUCUGGCCGCAAGGAUGCCCUCUUUCCAAACCCCUUUUUGCUCAGUUUUGGAGCUGCUUCCAUCUCCUCCUCACACCAAAGCGGAGUCUCCUUUUUGAUACCCCUUGGAUCUUGACUGGUGCCUCUCCUGGGCUUGUGCUUGGUUAGUGCUCUCAAUUGUAGCUUAACUCCUAUUCAUCUGUUACGGUUCUUAUAUUAUUGCUUGGUACUCAGGGUUUGCAUUUCUUCCAUUGCCUUUCCAGAUGCAGUCCACUCACUUCUAGUCCAGACACAAGCAUCAGAUAUUCUAGUAGUCCUUUUGUAGGAUGGUGGAUCCAAUUCCCAGUGGAUUGUGCCUUGUUCUCUCACCCCAGUUCUUUGUUUUUCAUGUAUACUACAGUUCCUAAGUGAUCAUGACUUGUAGCUUGUCUUAACAUUUCUUAUAUCCAAACGACUAUGUUAGAACGGGCCCAUCGAGAUCUUUCUCCGAUGCUGUGGUGUUUAUUUUGGUAUGAAAACUUCGGCACUUUCCCAAAAUUUUGGACAACACCGCCCCUCAUCCUCAGUCAGCAGGAUCAGCAGUUUAGGAAUAUGGGAGUAAUCAUCCAAAACAUAUAGGGCUAUAAAAUGCCAGCCUUUAUUUGGUCUUCAUGCAAAUUAUUUGCCUUGUCUCUGCUGCUGAGAUUUUCACAUCAGUUCCUACAAUUUUCACCCCAUGGUUAUCUUUGUAACAAUUUAGAGUAGCAGGUUCUUCAGUCCUUAGUUAUGUAGAUUACAUGAUUACCAUUAUUUUCCAUUGUUUUGAAUCCAAAGUAAACCAGAACAGAACAUCUGUUCUGCAGUUAGCCACUUCAAUUACCUCUUCUACCAUUGGGAAUCAGAGAUACUUAAGAGGCAAUGGGCUCUUUCCCCAUCUAUAGCUUCACUGGUUUCAAAGAUCAAUCAACUCCUGUCUGUGCUUCUGCUUUAACCAAACAUCCCUCCAAAACUAUCUGCUUUUUGGGUUGACUUUUUGAUCUUUACUCGGAAGACUCCGAUGUCCUUUCCUUCCGCUCUCUGUAUUGCCGUCUUCAGCUCUUUAGAGAUUCACCUCUGUAUACCAGAGCCUUCAAUAUUUAGACAAAAAAGGUCUCCAGGGGACCUGCCUGCGUAUUUUCAGCAUUUGGGCUCCCUCUGCUUCCAAUUGUCUUACAAUUAGGAGAGCCGAUUUACAGGAAGAGUGAAAGGCCCAGCAGUAUCACAGCUCCCCAGACCAGGACUGUUCCUUUGAGUUCAGGGCACAGAAGCUUCGGUGCACAGAACUGAAGGGUGGGGCGGGGCAGAUCCAUCUCCUAGAGUUUGUGCUCCAGGAGUAUUAGACAAGAUGGUACCAAUUUUUGCUGUUUGAUCACAGCCUAUAUAUAUGUAUGCGUGCGUAUGUCUGUGUGUAUAUAUAUAUAUAUAUAUAUGUACAUAUGUAACCAUUUUUAUAUGCAAGCAUGAAGCGCUUCUAAGGUUCCAAGAUCUUCCCUUGAUGAGAGCCAUACAAUGAACCGUUCUAGUUACUGUUACAACGCUCAGGCAACUUAAGAGGAUUUCCGAAAAUGCCUACAGAGGGCAUGGCAGAGAUAUGUAGCCUACCUUGUGCCCUGGGAUGCAAGGAGUUUGUGGUGCUGGUGACCUCUUGCCUUGGCAUUCAGAUACUGCUGUCCAUGCAAUGGAGACAUCUGGGGAACAAUCUAGCCUACCCUACUUUACCCAGCAUUAGCCUCUGGGCAUAGGCUGAAAGUAGUAACCAGUGCUCAGCUCAGGGGAUAAGAAGGUUGUGUUUACACAAGGCAUCCUAAUAAGCAGGAAGGACCAGCCUCUUUCCUUCAACCUAGUGAAUAUCUACAGGUCCAUUUUAGCCCACUAACCUGAUUGCAUGAUCCUUCCCUUAGUUACUGCCUACUGGGUUUUUGACUAUGGCCACCCAGGUCCUUUCUUUGGUCUCCCCUUUCAACUGCACCUUAGAAUCAGAAACCACUAGUUGAGGGAUCAUUUUCUUAUCCCUUCUGAUCAGAGUUCUUGCUUUCCUCCCUGGAACAUGUCUCUGAAGCGCUCUGGACCUAGUGGUUCAAAAAGUUUUUAUCUGCCUCAAAACUGACCUGUUCUUAGUAGGUCUGAAAUGAGGCCAUGCUUCCAGCAGGAACUCAACAAUCAUAAUAUGUAUAUUUGGUUACUUCCAUUCUUGCAGACAUAAUUUGUCAAUACGAUACAGCACUAGACUUGGUUUGCUAUAUCAGAAUCUUGACUGUAGAGGUACAGGGAGUCUAUAGUUGAGGUUGCUCAGUUUAAAAUCCUGCUCUUAAGAGAACAUACAAGGAGUCAUCAGGAAAAACUGGGGAGAUCAGGAGACAGUUUAACUAAUGUUUACUCAAUGCAGUGUUGAAUCAUAGGUAACACAAACUCUGGAUUCAGGACCCCACCUGAGACCAUGGUUUUAAGGGCUGAUUUGCUGCAUUCUUUAUCCAUUGUUAAUCCGAACAGACCUCUUAACCCUAGUGAAGGACCACAAAUCAUAGCUGAUUAAGUAUUGAAUCUAUAUGGGACUGGCAGGAACUCCUAUUAUGUAUGCUGUGGUUGAGUAAAUUAAUGGAGAAAUAUGGCCAAGAUAUACAGGGCUACCUUUGUGGAAGGGAUCCAGAAUCUAAUCUGGUUUAGUUCAUAGAAUUCCCAUUUUCUGUCUUUGCUCAAAGAGAAGAAAUGAGGUUCUAGAAUAUGGAAGAAUGUAGCCGAGAUGGGAUACGUGAGGUAUUCUCCAAACACAAAUGACUUUAUUGAAUUUUCAGGAAUUGAGGGAAGCGUGAGUUCAGAAUAAUGCUGAGAAUUUGGGAGCGGUUUAGGGCCUAAACUGAGGAUUCAGAAUUCUCAGAAGUGACAGCAGGAAUAAAUGCCACAAUGGCUAAACCAGUUUGCUUAUAGUGUUCUUAAUACAAUGCAUUAUGAGAGCUUUUAUGUGAGAAGAAAACUGAAGAUGGCCUGUUGGAUAAUGAAUGUACAGAGGAUUUGGAUGUUGCUUUUGAGGAGGGUGGGGAAGGGCAGAACCUCAUAAUUUGUUUCUAGACUGGAGACAAGCAACCAACCUCUUCUUGCAGGAAACAGAAACCCAGGAAUGGAUAAUCAUUAACAUAUGGAAUGGACUAUCUCCAUGGGCCUCCCCCACCUCAAUCCUGCUUCCCUCCACAUUAGUGGAGUAGAUACGGAGUUUCAGCUCUCCUAGUAUGGAAGAAGAAACUCUAUUGUUGUACAUAACUUGAAUUGGGGGAGGAACUUUCUGUUUCAAAGAUCAAAGUUUACCAUUUAUAGAAGAAAAGUCCCUAAGGAACAAAAUGAACAAUCUUUUUUCUCCCCCCUCAUGCUCUGUCCACCUUCUUUGGGGUUAAUUAAUGCACCAUAUCCAAAUGUAUGGAACUGAUUAAAAGUCUCCAACAAUC
Pseudonaja textilis is the source of this 5901-nucleotide messenger RNA. RefSeq names its product cyclin dependent kinase 16 (gene CDK16). The record is from RefSeq and is a predicted model, not a curated record. Gene Ontology annotation, molecular function: ATP binding; cyclin-dependent protein serine/threonine kinase activity. Lineage: Eukaryota; Metazoa; Chordata; Lepidosauria; Squamata; Elapidae. Gene Ontology annotation, biological process: exocytosis; protein phosphorylation; neuron projection development. Gene Ontology annotation, cellular component: cytoplasm; synaptic vesicle; nucleus.